This is a messenger RNA of Diospyros lotus (date-plum), 2522 nucleotides long. Its product is annotated as calmodulin-binding protein 60 B-like. Gene Ontology annotation, molecular function: calmodulin binding; sequence-specific DNA binding; DNA-binding transcription factor activity. The transcript is spliced from 8 exons. Gene Ontology annotation, cellular component: nucleus. Gene Ontology annotation, biological process: regulation of salicylic acid biosynthetic process. The record is from RefSeq and is a predicted model, not a curated record. Lineage: Eukaryota; Viridiplantae; Streptophyta; Magnoliopsida; Ericales; Ebenaceae. Bases 691 to 2271 code for a protein of 526 amino acids.
CACAGCCCAUUUGCCAUCGAAUUGAAUGGAUGUUUCCUUCUCUACUGCUUCACUCACCCCAUAGACGCGUCUCUCUCGCAUUGCUGCAGCUUCCGCCAGUCUUCUUGGCAAACACAGCCCAUUGAAUUGAAUAGAUGUUUCCUUCUCUACUCUCUCUCUCUUCCACAUUUGUCUGGUUUGAUUGUAUCCUUCCGGGUAUAUACUCAGCAGUACUGUGUGUGUGCCUUUUCCUUUUAGGCGGGCGGUUAGUCAGUCAGUUUGAGCGUAGUUUGCAGAAUCUCAACUGGUUGUAGCCCGUAAAUAUUCAUAAAUUAAUUGAUUGGUCUGUGUUGUUUGAUAACUUCGGUGAAUCUAAAUUAUUAACGGAACAAACCCUGUAAUUUCACAAGGAAGCCACGCCCAUUCAAUCCCACAUAUGUAAAUUUGCUUGUUAGUGAUGAUUGGCUGACUUGUAUGCCAUCAUAGUCGAUGGCCUAGGCUAGUUUGCAUGUCCUUCAAUCUGUGCUUGACUUUUGAGACCAAUGCUUGUUUACUUGAAGCUUCCACACAAUUUCCCUGAAGAAGAACUCUGUUUGUCUAUUUAUAGCAUAUUAGCAUGUUGACCUUAACCAUUUUUGUGGUUACCUGAAUUUGGAUAUUGGAAUUUCUCGUUGUUUUUAACCUUUUAGUGUUUCAUUUGUUUGGUGUUCGAUGGAAAUGAAAUGGAACUCUAGUCAUCAGGGGGAUGAUGAUGGGUCUGAAGUUCCAGAUCGAGAAUCCAAACGACGAUCUAGUUUGGCAGAUGUUGUUGGAGAUGCGAUUCGACAGCGUGACCUGCAGAGGAUGGAAGCCAUGAUGAGACGUGUGGUACGGGAGGAAGUGGAGAAAAUAGUUGCAUCCUUUCAUCAUUCAAGUUCAAGAUCAUCAUUUGAUCCAUCACAAAGAAGGGGUUUCCAAUUGCAUUUUGAUGGCAAACUGCCUGUUACCCUGUACACUUGCAGCAGGAUAGAAUCUGAGGAUAGGAAACCUGUUAAAAUAGUUAUAUAUGAUGCUUCCAAUAAAAUUAUAAGUGCUGGCCCUCCAUCUUCAAUGAAAGUUGAAAUUGUGCCCCUUGAUGGUGAUUUUGGGGCUAAUGAUCAAGGGGAGUGGACUGAGCAGGAGUUCAAUGCGAAGAUUCUUCAUGCAAGACAAGGCAAAAGGCAAUUGGUGACUGGGAAAUCAGUAAUUAGAUUGAGAAAUGGUGUUGGGUAUAUUAAUAAUGUCAGCUUUACUGAUAAUUCAAGAUGGAUAAGAAAUCAAAAGUUUAGAUUAGGUGCAAGAGCUGUUUCAAGCAAUUCCAAUGAAGUCAGAAUUAGAGAAGCUAGAAGUGAACCCUUCAGGGUAAAAGAUCUCCGAGGAGAGUCUUAUAAGAAACAUCACCCUCCAAAUUUGGGUGACGAAAUAUGGCGCUUGGAGAAAAUAUCAAAAGGCAGUGAUUCCCGUAAAAGAUUAUCUGAAAAUGGAAUUACCACGAUUCAGCACUUCCUGAAGGAAUAUUACAUGGAUCCAUCUUCACUACGCGGGUUACUUGGUCGUAUCUCAGACAAGCGAUGGAAGACAAUCACAGAGCAUGCUACUGCUUGCGUUCCAGAUGAUAAAUUGUAUACAUACCACAGGGAAGGAGAAACACUUGUAUUCAAUUCCAUCUUCAAGGUUGUAGGAGGGAUCAUUGGUGGCCAAAUUUACCGCUCUUGUGAUGAGCUCUAUGCAGUCCAUAAGCAGGACUUGGUCGACAAUAUGACGAGACACGCUUACAAAAAUAUGAACGACUUCGUUCAACUUGAUCAGCCAUGGUUAUUUCACUCACUACCAUCAAACCUGCUAGCUGAUCUAUUUGCUAAUCCAAUUGCAAGCCUGCAGCAUUCGAACUUUGCAGGACUAACUCAAGAUCAGCUGGAUAUACCGCUGGCUUCCAACCUUUUCGCUUCACCGGAACAUACUGAUGCCGCACAAGAUUACAGUUUGCCGGAAAGUUCUGUGGCGCCAUAUUUUCACCCGACGGCAACCAGUUUAUGCAACAAUUGGCCUCCGUGGAUGCAGAUCGGUGAGAAUUAUGAGGUAGAAACAUCAACUUGGGAAAGAAACGGAUGGUUCUCUAGUCCAAGCCGUGGAGGAGCAGGUGGGAUUAUGUCUCCAAAGAGUGGAAGACCCAAAGCUAGGUGGUUUAUGGUUCGCGCUGCCUUGAAGUGGGUGAUGUCAAGGUGUAGUCUAGGGGCGAGCUUUGAUAGCAAUAGUAAGAUUGUCCUCCUGUGAUUCAAGGUCACGAGAAGUUUGACUUAUGAAAAUAACAUCUUUGUAACAAGGUAAGGAAAGUGUCGUGUACAAAUACGACUAUCUUUCAACCUUAACAAAGUUUAGGAUCGGAUUAUGUCAAGUAAGCCACCGGCUCUUUCUAGGAAUAUGCAAAUUUUAUAUUCAUAGUAUCAAUGGUUUAAAAUGUGUAAAUUAUUUCUUUGUAAAGUAAGGUUAAUUAUGUAUGAAAAAUGACUUUGCUUGGCCUUCAA